AUGCCGGGCAACCCGUUCAGACGAAGGCCCCUUCGAGAUUCUAAUAUAUUUUCGCAGUAUUAUCGCGACACGGAACGUCGACUUGAUGCGAGAUACCUCACCCUCAAUGAGGUGGUGUCGAGUCAGGUCAAUCUCUCCCAGACAUUAGCCACUGUCAUUUUCACCGAUUCACUCGUUUAUCGUCAUUUCGAUCCCUGCCGACUUUCUGUCCGACUUUUGUGUUUGUUAAAAGUCACCGCUGGUGACUACCAUGACUUCAACAUGAGAUCGCACGAUUGGAUGAACAACGAGGAUGUCGACAAUGCGGCCUGGGCAGCUACUAGAGGCGGUCUCGUCGGCGCAGCGAAAUGGGGAGCCCUUUUCGCAGUGCUUGGAGGGAUUGGGCAUGUCUAUUCGCCCUUGUAUAGGGGAUUGACAAUUCAAUUCAAAAUAUAUAUUCAGAGCUCCGCCAUGAUUGUGGGCGGAGUAGUCGAGGCUGAUUACCGGCUUCGGGAGUAUGAGGCUCAUAUGCGGAUGCAAAGGCGCAUCCUGAAGGAAAGGGCCAAAUGGCAACGGUACGAACAGGAGUUCUUGGAAUCUAAGGACGGGGGAGAAAAAAGAAGUUCGUACAUUUACCCCAUCAUACCUUGA
This is a messenger RNA of Sodiomyces alkalinus F11, 630 nucleotides long. RefSeq lists its product as hypothetical. The transcript has 5 exons. Bases 1 to 630 code for a protein of 209 amino acids. Lineage: Eukaryota; Fungi; Ascomycota; Sordariomycetes; Glomerellales; Plectosphaerellaceae. The record is from RefSeq and is a predicted model, not a curated record.